GUCUCGCUACCACUGUGGGAAAUUCGGGGUUGAACAGUUAACUGAGACGUCUGUCGCGAUGACCGCUGGAGUGAGUGCGUUGGUUGCGGCAGCUCUGGCGCUGCUGCUGGCUGCGGUGUCAGCGGACACGCCCGCCAGCUGCCUGUACAGCGACAUAGUGGGCUCCUGGACCUUCUACGAGGGACAGCGGAACCUCGACAGCUCCGCCCUCUGCGAAGAUUUUGAUGUCGUUCAGCAAGUGCGUGUCACGUUGUCCUACCCCAACGUUGCGGUGGACCAAUACGACAACGUCGGCACCUGGACGCUGAUAUCAAACCAGGGCUUCGAAGUGACCGUAAACGGCAGAACAUACUUUGCAUUCUCUGCCUACGAAACGGUGGGUAACGAUACCUCCAGCCUGUGUGACCAGACACUGCCCGGCUGGUCACAUGACGUCACCGUGCGACACUGGUCGUGUUACUAUGGCAUCAAGGACGGCUCCACCGGGAGGCGGCUCUCAUCUGCAAAACCCGAGCUUCCCACGCACAAGCUUACGGAGACAUUCACCGCCGAUGUGCAGGAGGCGAUGGUCACUGAAAUAAAUCAGAAGCAGAAACUGUGGAGAGCAAAGGCGUAUAAGCAGUUUGAGGGGAAAACAUACGACGAACUCUUGAGUAUGGCUGGUGGAAAGAGAUCGGUAGUGACGGAGUGGCCACAAGCCGCUCCACUGACGAUGGAACUGAAGCAGCGAGCCUCGUACCUGCCCAAGCAGUGGGACUGGAGGAACGUCGAUGGCGUCAACUACGUGUCUCCUGUGAGGGACCAGGCGAACUGCGGGAGCUGCUUCGCGUUCGCGUCAGCCGCCAUGCUGGAAUCUCGGCUGCGUAUCAAGACCAACAACACGCUGCAGCCGGUGCUGUCGGUGCAGGACCUGAUGGGCUGCAGCGUGCUCGACCAGGGCUGCUCCGGGGGCUUCGCAUACCUCGCUGGAGGCCGCUACGGAAAGGACUACGGCUUCGUGGAGGAGGAAUGCAACCCGUACCUGGGCGUGGACGGGGCGUGCACCACCAACCAGACCUGCAAGCGGUACUUCGUGUCUGACUACAGCUACGUGGGCGGCUACUACGGCGGCGGCAACGAGGUGCUGAUCCAGGAGGCGCUGGUGCAGAACGGGCCCGUGGCGGCCGGCUUCAUGGUGUACGACGACUUCCGGCAGUACGCGGGUGGCGUGUACAAGCACGUCGAGACCAGGGUCGACUUCAACCCCCGCGUGCCAACCAGCCACGCUGUUCUGAUUGUGGGCUACGGAGUAGACGACGCUUCUGGCGAGAAGUACUGGAUCGUGAAGAACAGCUGGGGCGCCGAGUGGGGCGACAGCGGCUACUUCCUGAUGCUGCGCGGCGUCAACGAGUGCGGCAUCGAGAGCAACACCGUCGAGGCCACGCCCAUCCCCUAGAAGUGCCCAGAACAUCAGUUAGCGCUAGCGGGGCAGUGCGGCGCGGGCUGCAUACCUCCAGGGGCGUACGGUGACGACUGCGCCGUACCUCACACUGUCGUACCGUGAAAGCUGUCUCCCGAUGAAGUGUUGGUGUACCUGUCAAAUCUAAAACUGAAAUAAAUUUGGUUCCACCAU
Schistocerca americana (American grasshopper) is the source of this 1612-nucleotide messenger RNA. Its product is annotated as dipeptidyl peptidase 1-like. NCBI's taxonomy places the organism in Eukaryota, Metazoa, Arthropoda, Insecta, Orthoptera, Acrididae. Gene Ontology annotation, cellular component: lysosome. Gene Ontology annotation, molecular function: cysteine-type endopeptidase activity. The record is from RefSeq and is a predicted model, not a curated record. The transcript has 10 exons. Bases 59 to 1435 code for a protein of 458 amino acids.